CUCAACUUUCCAGGAGUGCAAGUGUGGACUAAAGAUCAUGAUCUACUUUUAUGUAGAGAAGUUUUAUCAGUCAAUCCAUACUCGGCCAAAAAAAAUUCAAAUGAAAGAGGAAGGCUGUGGGACAGAAUCAGUGCCAACUUGAACAGCACAUCAGAUGUCUACUUUUCUGUCACAAAACGAUCAGUGCGUGACCACAUUGCAGUUUUGAUAAAAAAAUACAAAAAGAAAAUGAAAGAUGAAGAAAAAGCCAGUGGAAUAAACCCUGAACCCACAGAGCUUGAACAAGCACUAGCAGAGAUAAUUGAGAUGGAAGAAGCUGCAGAAACUGAACAUCAAGAUGGUGAUGGGAGAAGGAAAGAAAAAGAUGAGGCUGACAAGCAUAAGGCAGAAAGUAUGAGAAAACUGGCUAUGGAAAAGUUGGGAGAAACUCAGAAGAGGGCAGUUGAAGAGGGAGAGCAGGAUUGUCAGAAGAAGAAGAGGAGAAGUGGGAAUGAUACAAUUGAGUAUCUGCGAGAGAAAAGUGAGAGUGACAAAGUACUCAAAGAGGAAGAGCUGUCACUCAAGCGUAAACAACAGGAACUGGAAGAAAAAAAAAAGCUAACCUCAUUUCUAGAUCAGCAGAAAUCCAUGAUGCAGUUAAUGCAGGAGCAACAGCAGCAGCAACAGGUUCAAACUAAUAACAUCCAAAUGAUGAUGAUGCAACAGUCCCAGGCUUUCAUGGCCGUGCUUGAUAAACUUACCAACAAAAUGGGCUAG
Molecule: messenger RNA, 756 nt
Organism: Porites lobata
Lineage: Eukaryota; Metazoa; Cnidaria; Anthozoa; Scleractinia; Poritidae
Source: the annotation of a GenBank genome assembly